CGUUUAACUAAACUAUUAAUUUGUAUGGCUCGAACCUUGGCGAUGGUAAUUGAGGACAGGUUAAAAACUCUCAAGCCAUUAUUGUUCACCUGUUCAACACAAACGAGCAGCAAUUCAUUUAAUCCUCGACGACCAAACGAUUUUCUCCGGCAGCGAAAUUGAAAAUAUCGACAGAUCAAGAAAUCAUGUCUAUAUAUUUUUUAUCUGCUUCUAUAGAAAUUUCCCACCCUAAUUAAAAUAAACAUUAGAGAAAAUCAAUUUGAGUAUUUUAUGCGUCUGAAUAAACCACAAAAACGUAAACAUCGAUUAAAUUUUCUUCUACGCUUCAUCUGAUUCGCUACUCAAAAGUGUCGUUUGACUGACCGAUGAAAAAACACUUUCGUACGAAAACGAGGAUAGGGCAAUUCGUUCGAACGAACGAUGUUCGAAUGUUCGAACGGAUAGAUUUCUUUCGUACGAAACCAAGGAUACGAAUGAGGCAUUCUUUCGAACGUUUUGUGUUCGUUCGAAAACAAGAAUAAGGGUGUUUAUUUUUUUGGUUCGUUAAGUUAGUGUAUAGAAUAAUAUUAGGUGAUUAAUAGCAGUAAUAGACGAUAAUAUCUACUGUUUGCGCCACGCGGAGCGAGCGCAUACGUGUUGCGACAUGACCUGUCAUUCCAUUGCAUCACCCAGAGACGUGCGAAAGUGAGAUGAAAGCAGUAUCAACACAACAAACUAAUAUCACCCGAGCUAACCGAGCGAAGCCGACAGGACAAACACCCCACCAAUUUCAGGGAGUAUAAAAGUAGCAGAGCAGCAUAUGAUCCAUCUUUAUAAGUUUUUAUUCACCACGUGUAUUUAGAAACCAUUAGAGAAAGUUAUAGUGAAAAUUUGGACUUUGAAAACUAGUGUCGUUUUUUCCUACAGUAAAUUUAGUCAGACCCUUUCCAACCGGAGUACUAUAAGGAUUGAGAAAUGUGUACUGUGAAGAUGGCAUCCUCUUAUAAAAUUAAUUUAGAGAUGUGUUUAGAAGCGGUUAACAGUUUAAUUUCAACCAAGUGCCUAGAAUAUGAUUUCAAGUUAAAUUUUAAGAACAUGCAAGUAAUUUUGGAGCGUAUGGGAUUAGAUAAAACGAACUAUCCUAGUAUGAAGGUAAUCAAAAGCCUUCUAAUGAAACAUCGAAAAUCCGUAAAACGGUUUGCUCCUGAGAUUACUUUGCAGAAUUGUUGGGAUGCAGCGAAUGAUUUGAUCGCUAGAGAAGAGUUGGAUGAGCUAUUCGAAUUGAAUUCUAAGAAUCUGAAAGAAAUUCUUGUAGAAAUGGGAUUAAACGAAAAAUGCGCACCUAACUUAAAAAAAGUUAGGAAUAACUUCGCUUGUAAUCCAACAUAUAAGAAGUAUCGUGCAGAACGAAAGGUGAGAACCCUUAUAAUUGUUAUAAGCUUCCUGAAAUUAAUAAAACUAUUUUGAAAUUUUCAAUGUGAAAUCAUUUCCGCAGAAUAUUGAACAUUCAAUUGCCGCUGAAAGUCAUAACGUAAGUGUAAAAUAUCAAAUUGCUUUGAAAUAGUCACGCCAUACAGUAACUUCAAAUUUUUAUAGAUCGAUAAUUUCAAAGAAUGUUCUUUUGAGAAUGAAAGUGCCUGCUUGCCACAAGACUGCGUUGGAGUUCAUGAACAGCUUUUAUUAAAUAAAACAGAUCAUAUGUCCGAAACAAACUCAUCUCCUUCACGUGUCGAAACAAGAACAUUAUCAUUUGUAUCAUUUGACACAAACGAUUUCGAGGAAUUGGCCGACUCUCAAAGUACUACUUUUGACGGCGUUGAUAAUACGGGAAAAGAUAACGAACAACCUCCAUUCGGAUUUUUAUUGAAAGGAACAGAUUUAUCGCGUGUCGAAAUAAAAUCAUUAUCCGUCGAGUUUCCUGCAAAAGUAUGUAAGAAAGGAAUGGAACUUAAUGCUCCAGAAAUUGAAUGUCGCAUUUUUGAAACAUCAGUAAGUCAAAUGCAAGAGAGAUCAACGAACGACAUGCAAGACUCGAUUGUUUCAUUUGAUACCAAUGAUCUUGAAGGAUCGACCAAAUCACAAGAUACUACUUAUAGCAGUGAUGUAGAUGUAACUGAACUUGUGUUCAAUACAACGGACUUUGAAAACCUACGAAAAGAGAUAAAAGAAAAAGGCAACAGUAACAGGAUCAAAUACAAUGUCAAGGUUGCGGAAUGUGGGGCAACUGCCACAAAAAGACUUUAUAGUGGUGCUUCAAUUUACGAGUGUUCUUUUUACAUCAACAAGAAGAACAUUGAAAUGUGUAAACAUUAUGAUCAACAUAAUAUAAUGCAAAGCAAAACCAAGGUUGGCGAUGCUAAAUAUAAGCAACAAAAGCAUAGAAGGCCUUUUAUAGUGGCCUUAGAAGAUUUGUUAAAAAUCAAAUAUGAAGAAUUCAAUAUCUAUUGUAUAAUCAAUAUAAAUUCUCAUAAUUGCAACAAAUCUGGCUGGCUAUUUUAUGGUGUCUGCGCUCACAAGACCUGCAGAUCUUAUCGUUUCAAAAUUGUUUCUGUUACGGAUGGUGAUAACAUAUAUAAAGUCGAUGUCUAUGUUAAUGUCGCUAUGACCCUGAUACACGGGGAAAACCUGAAAGCGGCAUAUUGCAAAGGAGUAAAAAGAAACAUAAAUAUGAAAAAACUGCAGCUCCAAAAACCACUUGAAUUACGAACUAAGUUGAUCAACGAAAAGAAAAAAAGGGAACCAUUCGAGAAGGUAGACAUUGUCAGCAAAAAUGUAUUGAAAAAAAUUAGCAGUGAAGCUAAAUCGAAGCUUAACAGGGAUAUUGAUGAUUUUCAAGAUUUGAUAAAAAUGUCUGAGGAUAACGGAUCUUAUAUCAAAAAUGUGUUUAGAAAGCCCUUUGGUGUAAUUUGUUUUAAUACAAAAAUGUUCAAAGAGCUGAGAAAAAACAAGACUUACAGUCCUAUUUUCUACAUGGAUGGUACUGGAUCGGUUGUACGAUAUUCAAAAGCUGAGAAGCGUGUUCAAAUAUAUGUUUUGGUCGCAUACAAUUACCGGUCAAAUUUUAGUGUACCCGUAACAACCUUUGUGACUGAAAGCCAAAAAACAGUAGACUUCCACAAUUGGUUGAAUAUAUUUCGUGCUUCGUACGAGUCAGGCAGCUCUAUGAAUAAAUUGAAUAAAAUAGCGAGAAUUGUUAGUGUUGAUUGGAGCUGGUCACUGAUUGGUGGAUUGAUACGGGCUCUUAAUAAUCAACACCAUACACUACCAGAGUAUAUCCGAGAUUGUUAUAAAGUUUGCAUAAGAGAACUCAAUCUCAAUUUCACUAUCAUUCAUUUAUGCUACAGUCAUUUCAUGAAUGUAGUUUCUAAGGACUUGAAAUCUGCUCCAAUCAACAUAAAACAUAAGUUCAUGGACUGUAUGCGAUUGGCUGUACGUGCUACAAACUUAGUGGACUUAAUCGAUCUGUUUAUCAUUAUGACAUGCAUUUUUGGAUCUGCAAAUGAGAACCGAAUGCUUGAGACAUCACUAAAAGAACUAGAUGCAAAAAUUAAUGAUAGAACAAGCUUCGAUUCAGAAAGCGCUGGUAAAUUUGAUUAUACUGGCAUCGGUGAACCAGAAAUUCUAAAAAAAGAUGAGGACAAAAUCUUCUUGGGAUCGCCUUUUUAUGCGUUGUUAAAAGAAACAUUUGAAACAACAUUAAAACAAAUAGAUGAUCUCAGCCAAGGAUCACAGAACCCACUGUAUUUCAAAGGAUUCUUGGAAGAUGUCGCCUUGAAAAAAUACAUGCCUGUGGUUUGUUUGUGGUCAAAUAUAAUAGUAUCUCAAAUUGACUCGAAUCCGGAUACUAUUUCAAACGCAAGGGUUGAAAGCUUCUUCCGAACAUUGAAACACAAUGUUAUGAAAGGUCAGCUCUACGAAAGAAUAACACAUUUUCUUCGAAAACUACAAUCGUAUAUUGAAUCUCUGUUCCACUUUUCCGACUUUGACAUUGAAGAUAUAUACGCUACUGAUAAAGGAAUAAGUAAUGCUAAAAAACGUCAAGAUGAUAGAAUCGCAGAAUAUGACAGAUUUGUCGGAAACGUAGAAGACAUAGAGGACGAAUGGCAUAGUCCAUACUUUCAAAAAGAUGCUUCAACCCACUUGUUCAAGAAGAAAAAGAAGCAGGAAACUAACAGCUUAAACACACAACUUGAACAAUCAACACAGAAGCACCCAGAUUCAAAGGAAAACAGUGAUAACAACAGAAAAAGAUCAUUAGAAGAAGAUUUAGAAACUACCUGUAAUCUGUCCUCUAUUCAUCAAUUCAUUGACAAAGGAUUUGAAUUUCCAGUUACCACCAAAUGGUAUUUCGGUGAGUUUCCUUCAGAAUAUGAGAGCAUAGGAGUAAGUAGUAUGAUUGUAAGCUCAGAAAUGCUUCAAACGCUCGAUGCACAUACAUAUAUGGAUGGAGAAACCUUAGAUGCGAUAAUUGCAGUGGCCAUAAAAGAAUGUGAGGUCGAAAGCGUAAAAUUGGUAUCAACUUACAUGUCGAGAAACUUGUUUGAUACAACUCAACUAAAAGAAGUAUUGGAUAGGAAACGAGAUUAUGUUUUACCAGUUCUAACCAAUACAUCGGGAGUAUGGGUGGUUCCUUUGAAUGUUAGAGCUGGGCAAGCACCCACCAAGCAAGUUGGAAGAGGGAACCAUUGGGUUCUCUUCAUUGCUGAUUUUAUGAAUAGAGAAACUUUUUAUUUAGAUCCUCUCGAAACAGCAUCCCCAUAUUUGAAGGACGUACAAGAAGAAUUUUUGAAGGCAGUAAGCUCUAUUCGGAGACUUAAAAAUCAACCAUUUGAUUCAACCAAUUGGCAAAGCGGCUCGAAAAAUAUUGCGCACGACAAGCAAAACGACGACUACAACUGUGGUGUAUAUGUAGCUAAAUAUGCACAAAACUUUCUUUUGAAGAAACCGUUGACCGGGCUAGGAAACAUGGAUUCUGAGAGGAAACAAAUCAAAAUAAAACUCCUAAAUACAGCAGUAAUAAAAAUUUGUUUAUACUGCAGCAGCUUGAAAUCACUAAUUUUGUCAUGUCAAUCAUGUGGACGGAGGUGUUGCAGUAGAUGCGCCCCAAAUAUGGUGCUAAAAAUUCCAUCUACAAAACAAUGUGAAAUAUGUUCGAAAAUUAAAAUGAUAUAAUUUUUAAGUCUCAUCAAUAAAUUUUUAUAUUACCUUUUAACUUGAAGUAUUUUUAUUUGUCCAGUUUGAGUCCUUUCAGAAACGAGAUAGAAUCCUGUCGUCUAAGUCAAAAAUGAAAAAAUUGUCAUUCCAUCGGCUACAAAAAAUAGUUGCCAUAAACCUCAACCAUUCGCGUGGAUUUUUUUUUAAAUUUUAAAUGGUUCCUAUGAUCAGAUAGGUCAAUUCCAACACUCCACCAUCUCAAAAUAUUUUCGGAGGAUAGUAUGCUUCUAAUUCAAAUGAUAAAAUUGA
This is a messenger RNA of Toxorhynchites rutilus septentrionalis, 5442 nucleotides long. RefSeq lists its product as uncharacterized. Gene Ontology annotation, molecular function: cysteine-type peptidase activity. The transcript has 3 exons. Gene Ontology annotation, biological process: proteolysis. The record is from RefSeq and is a predicted model, not a curated record. The coding region runs from base 1678 to 5151 and encodes 1157 amino acids. NCBI's taxonomy places the organism in Eukaryota, Metazoa, Arthropoda, Insecta, Diptera, Culicidae.